Anisakis simplex (herring worm) is the source of this 102-nucleotide messenger RNA. The record is from the annotation of a GenBank genome assembly. NCBI's taxonomy places the organism in Eukaryota, Metazoa, Nematoda, Chromadorea, Rhabditida, Anisakidae.
AUGGAUUGGAAUCGUGAGAGAAAAACUUCUGAACAGGACGACUUGUGCGUUAAGAGUGCAUCAGGACAAGGUAAUUAUUUCCUCGAAAUGUCUACUUUUUAA